UAUCCAACCAUAUUAUAAUUUUCUUCACUCUCUUUGAAUCUUUCUUUCCUCUCUAAUUCCUUUUUCAUCAUUAUAUCUUCCUGUCUACGUGAAGAAACAGGAGAAGAAUAAACAACAAAAACUUAAUGUCUGCAACGAAGCAUUUCCCAUGAUACAAUAUUCUUUUCUUUUCCCUUUUGAAACUUGUUCUUCUUCUUCUUCUUCUCAGAUCCCAACUUGAGUCUUACAAAAUCUAUAUAUUUUUCACCAGUCUCAUCAAACAAUCGUCUUCUGAAAAUGCAGAUUCUCAGAUGUGUGUUUAAGCUUCUACUGGUAUAUGCUGUUGUUGAUGUGUUGUCAGUGACAGCAUCUGAGUCAAGCUCAGAGAUAAAGAUAUGCUCAGAGGAAGAUAGGGCUGCUCUUGUUGAUUUCAAGGCUAAAAUCUUCAAAGACACCACGGAUAUUCUUUCUUCAUGGGUAGGCAGGGAUUGCUGUGGAGGAGACUGGGAGGGAGUGCAGUGUAAUCCAGUUACAGGGAGAGUUACAGAACUGGUGUUGCAGAGACCGGAAAGAGACGGUGAGUUUUACAUGAAGGGUACUUUGUCUCCUUCUUUGGCCAAUCUGCGUUAUUUGGAGGUAAUGGUGAUAAGUGGAAUGAAGCAUAUUACAGGUCCAAUUCCGGAGAGUUUCUCUAAUCUCAUUCACCUAACUCAGCUUGUUCUUGAAGAGAAUUCCCUUCAAGGAACCAUCCCUUCAGGUUUAGGUCACCUGUCCUUACUCCGAACUCUCUCACUGGGUGGUAACCAUUUGAAGGGCGAAAUUCCACCAAGUUUAGGAAGUACGAAAAAUCUUCUUCAGAUAAAUUUAGCAAGAAAUUCCCUGACAGGUCCUAUCCCACCAACUUUGAAAAAUCUCCUUGCUCUCCAGUCUCUUGAUCUUAGCUUUAAUUUCUUAUCUGGGUUGAUUCCAGGAUUUGUGGGCAACUUUAAAAACCUCACCUUUCUCGAUCUUUCCGAUAACCAAUUCUCAGGACAUUUACCCUCCUCCUUGUUCAGUUUGCCCAAUCUUCUGGACUUGUCACUGAGCCAUAACAAGCUCACUGGAACAAUCCCAGAUCAGAUUGGUGAUCUCAAAUCCCUUACCAGUCUCUCACUGAGUCAUAACUGGUUUAUGGGUUAUAUUCCUUCAUCUAUUUCAAGGUUGCAGAAGCUCUGGUCUCUUAAUUUGUCGAGAAAUGGUUUCUCAGAUCCUUUACCAGUCAUCUUAGGCCGGGGAAUCCCUUCUUUGUUGUCAAUUGACCUGUCUUACAACAAUUUGAGUUUAGGGAUAGUUCCCAAAUGGAUCAAAGACAAGCCCCUUUCAGAAGUCAAUCUAGCUGGUUGUAAACUCAGAGGACCUCUCCCAAAGUUUACAAGACCAGAUUCUUUGACUUCCAUAGACCUCUCUGAUAACUUGCUAACAGGUGGCAUUUCUACUUUCUUCACAAACAUGUCUAGUUUGCAGAAGCUCAACCUCUCGAAUAAUCAACUAAGAUUUGAUCUUUCAGAACUCAAGUUGCCUGAAGGUAUUUCUUCCAUUGAUCUACACUCAAAUCAACUUGUUGGGUCCCUCUCAAGCAUCUUAAACAACAGAACAAGCAGCUUUUUGGAGGUCUUUGACGUAUCAAAGAAUCAAAUUUCAGAUAAAAUCCCAGAAUUCUCUGAAGGCUUGAGUUUGAAAGUGUUGAACAUAGGAAGCAACAAGGUUGCAGGUCAAAUCCCCAGUUCUAUAUCAAACCUUGUUGGACUUGAGAGGUUAAUUGUCUCCAGGAACCAUCUAACAGGCACCAUUCCUACAAGGUUAGGGCUAUUGGCAAAGCUUAAAUGGCUUGACCUGUCCAUAAAUAAUCUCACAGGAAAAAUCCCAAAUAGCCUAUUGGGGAUUGAAGCUCUAAGACAUGCAAGCUUCAGAGCAAACCUAUUGUGUGGAGAGAUCCCACAGGGAAGACCAUUUAACAUCUUCCCUGCAGUUGCAUAUGCUCAUAAUCUUUGCUUAUGUGGCAAACCUUUGCCACCUUGUAGGGUAAAGAAACAAGAGAUGGGCCAGUGAUAUGCUGACUCAACCAGUAACAUGCUCAUGUCAUAUGGGCAUUUUCAUAUUGGAGAAGAUGGUAUUGCUUCUGCCCUAUAGUAGUUAUUAGUCCAUUUAUUCAUUAAUAAAAUGUAAUCAUGGAUAAGACAUUGUUUCAAAUACAGUGUAGGAAUACAUGUUUAAUUUACCAUUGAAAUCAAGUAGGAAAUGUAGAAUGC
Carica papaya (papaya) is the source of this 2267-nucleotide messenger RNA. Its product is annotated as Leucine-rich repeat (LRR) family protein. The record is from RefSeq and is a predicted model, not a curated record. Gene Ontology annotation, molecular function: receptor serine/threonine kinase binding. Lineage: Eukaryota; Viridiplantae; Streptophyta; Magnoliopsida; Brassicales; Caricaceae.